GGAAGGCGGGCAGGGAGGCAGGAAGGCAGGCAGGAAGGCGGGCAGGAAGGCAGGGAGGAAGCGGGACACUGCGCAGCUGCGGCCGUGAGGCGGCGGCGGGAAUGGCGUCCGUGGUGCUGAGCGAGGCGGAGAAGCUGUACAUCGUGCACGGCGUGCAGGAAGACCUUCGUGUAGAUGGUCGAGGCUGUGAAGACUACAGAUGUGCAGAAGUAGAAACAGAUGUUGUAUCAAACACAAGUGGAUCUGCAAGAGUAAAGCUGGGAGAAACUGAUAUCUUGGUAGGCAUAAAAGCUGAAAUGGGGACACCGAAGUUGGAGAAACCAGAUGAAGGUUACUUGGAAUUUUUUGUUGACUGUUCUUCAAAUUCUCCUGAGUUGGAAGGCCGGGGAGGAGAAGAACUUGGCACAGAUAUAGCAAAUACACUAUACAGAGUAUUCAGCUGCGAGAACAGUGUAGAUUUGAAAUCCCUUUGUAUUAAUCCCAAGGAGCACUGCUGGGUUCUCUACGUGGACGUAUUGUUAUUAGAAUGUGGUGGGAACAUCUUUGAUGCAAUCUCUAUCGCAGUGAAGGCAGCUCUCUUUAACACAAGAAUACCCAAAGUUCGUGUUCUGGAGGAUGAAGAAGGCACCAAAGAGAUUGAGCUGUCUGAUGACCCCUAUGAUUGUAUUCGAGUCAACGUAGAUGAGGUGCCCUGUAUUGUCACACUAAGCAAAAUUGGAUAUAGGCACGUGGUGGAUGCUACCCUACAGGAAGAAGCCUGUUCUUUGGCAAGCCUGCUUAUUUCGGUGACCAGUAAAGGUGCCAUCACUUCUAUGAAGAAGGUGGGGAAAGGUAGCCUGGAUCCUGAGAGUAUUUUUGAAAUGAUGGAGACAGGACAAAGAGUAGGCAAGUCACUUCACAUAGCCCUUCAGAAGAUUUUGGAUGAAGAAGAGAAUUUGGGGACUUCACGACCAAAAGUUGGAUUUCUAGGAUGACUUUUUAUUAAAUAUUCAAAACUGUUUUUAAUUGAUUUUGCAGUCUUGUCAGUUUGUAUAUAAAGAAAAGGGUUGGGUUUUUUUUUGUUGUUGUUCCAGUAGAGCCAUCCUCCUGGCUAAGAGGCUUUCAAAAUGUUACUAAACUUAAAGCAAGCUUGUUUAAUACAGUUAAAUGCAAAUAAGCAAAUUUGAGGGGCUUUCAAUACAGGUAAUUUCUGGCACCUAGGAAGUGCAGAAGCAGCAGUUGAUGCUGUUACCUGGGAAGUGCUUGAAUCUGUUUUCCAGAGUGACUGGUGUACUUUCCAUGUAAUUCUGUUAGCAUGUGUUUCACUUCUGUAAGCCAGCUGCCAUGUUCUAGAAUGCAUAUGGGGUUGUCUUCAAUGCAGCACAAAUGAGAGCAGCACGAGGUGGAAGUCUUCCUUCAAAUUACCUUACUAUUCCUUGAAUAAAGUGUGGUUAGAUUUUACUAUAAA
This is a messenger RNA of Poecile atricapillus (Black-capped chickadee), 1447 nucleotides long. RefSeq names its product exosome component 7 (gene EXOSC7). The coding region runs from base 102 to 974 and encodes 290 amino acids. NCBI's taxonomy places the organism in Eukaryota, Metazoa, Chordata, Aves, Passeriformes, Paridae. Gene Ontology annotation, cellular component: nuclear exosome (RNase complex); cytoplasmic exosome (RNase complex). Gene Ontology annotation, biological process: nuclear polyadenylation-dependent rRNA catabolic process; exonucleolytic trimming to generate mature 3'-end of 5.8S rRNA from tricistronic rRNA transcript (SSU-rRNA, 5.8S rRNA, LSU-rRNA); nuclear mRNA surveillance. The transcript has 8 exons. The record is from RefSeq and is a predicted model, not a curated record.